Molecule: messenger RNA, 7799 nt
Organism: Monopterus albus (swamp eel)
Lineage: Eukaryota; Metazoa; Chordata; Actinopteri; Synbranchiformes; Synbranchidae
Gene: shroom3
Product: shroom family member 3
Exons: 23
Coding region: 259-5787 (1842 amino acids)
Biological process (GO): actin filament organization
Cellular component (GO): adherens junction; apical junction complex; cortical actin cytoskeleton
Molecular function (GO): actin filament binding
Source: RefSeq, a predicted model, not a curated record
GGAGAUGGCUGAAGGAUCAAGAGGUAAAGUGAAGUUUAGUAGAAUGCAAUAGGGCAGAUUCAGUAGAGGGUAAGAGGUUUAUAUGAAAGCAUGUAAGGGAAUAGCUGAGUAGGUUUUCUUGGAGUCCUCUAGAUGGAAACACAAGAAUAAAGGGUGUGGAAAUGGACCUUUCUAGAAUUUUCUAGGAGAAGAAGAAGACAUUAGAAAAGUAGAGUAAAACAGAGCAGAACUAGAAUAAACUGGACUUUGAAUUGAGCCAUGGAGCUGCUGGAAGUGUUUUAUCGGAGGAAGCUGAGGAAGAAGCAGAAGAAGGCAGAGCUGGGCCGGUCAGACGGGGCACUGUGCCGGUCACCGUCAGAGGCCAGCGCCAACAGCCUGGCGACGGGUCUCAUCUCCAAAGUCCUCAGGUUCACCUCCAGACGCAGUGUGCCGGCGUCUCGUCCUCACUCUUGGCAUUCAGCAAAGCUCAGUGAAGCUCGACAGGAGUUGGAACAGGACAAGAUGGAUGCAAUAAGCAGCUCCUGGCACAACAGCUAUCAUGCUAGUGCCUCGACCACUGACCUGUCCAGUGGCUUUGACACUGGGCUUAGCUACCUGAGGAAGAGUCCGGACCAGUACAGCUCUAGGGGCAGCAUGGAGAGCCUGGACCCUACGCAGUCCUCCCAGCUUCACUCUGGAGCUCAGCACCACCACCCACUUGGUCACCACAUCCUCAGCGGACCCCACCACACCUAUUCCUCCUGCCACCAGCUGUCCUCUGCCAGGUCCUCCAACAGCAUCGACCACCUCCACAGCAAACGAGACUCUGCCUACUCCUCCUUCUCCACUAGUUCCAGUAUCCCUGAGUACCUUGCCUCCACCCCCUCCUUUAGCCCAGAGCGCUCCUGUUCACUAGAGACUGUCCCCCAGAGAGGAGGAGGAAGUGGCGAGAUGCAACAGGCUGACAUGCGUUUCGUCCAGACAGUUUAUGAUUCCCAGCAGGGUCUAUCUCAAGAACAUGGGCUAAGCUCCACCUCCGCCGCAUUGCUGUGCAAUAGUGAUUCCAGAGGUGGGGGAGGGGUGAGGCCAGGGCUAAGCCGAGAUCCACAAGUUUCAGUGGGCGGGGUCUGUUAUCAUGGCGGCGGCAACAGCAGUGGCAGCGUACCAGCUUCUAACAGACAUAGUGUGGGUCCAGUAUGGGGCCCAGCAGCUAGCCACAGCUCCUAUGAGAGUCUGAGGGGAGCGCCGGCUCCACCGAGGCGCAGUGACAGCUACGCUGCCAUCAGGAACCAUGAAAGACCAAACUCCUGGUCCAGUCAGGAGCAUGCCCGAUCGCUACGGUUUCUACAGAAAGGUUCCUGGCAUCACUCCAGUGGUCCUGUGGCCUCCAGUGCAGCUAAAGGCUCGUACGGGGCAGAGGGUCAGCUGCACACGGUGAUAGAGAAAAGUCCAGAGAGCAGCCCCACCACAAAACCCCGGCAGGGUGGAGGUUAUUUCCAGUCGUCUUCACCUCCUGAACCCUCAUCUGGACUUGCAGCCCCCACCCUCGAGUCUGGCCAGCUUAUUCUUCCCACAGGCAUGUACCCUGUCCCCCAGCCUGAACCCCACUUUGCACAGAUGCCCAGCUCCAGCCCCGGUCCAGUCUCCUCUGGAGUCUACCCUACCCUUGCCAGGGAGAGCAGCCGACAGCAGCACCAGGGGCAGCAGGGAAUUGGAGGGAGGGAUGAAGGCACCAUAGAGGGGCGAAGGGAUGAAAGGACAUCAUCUACAGAAAAUGGAUACCAAAAUUACACUUCUUCUUCAUCAUAUCCCCAGUUCUCUUAUUCCUCUUCACAGCUCUGGACUCAAGCACAUGGGGCAGAGAGGUCAGCAGACCAAACCAGCAUUCAUUCAGACCCAGUGAUGGCAUCCAGGCUCAGCCAGGGACAGGGGCCACCUACCCACAUACUCGUUCAGUCUCAGGCUCCACCCACUUCCCAGAGUUUUCCCCGUCACUUCAGUGACUCAGCAGCUCUGCAAUACUGGGAUGACAGAGAACUGGACAAAGACAGAGAACAUCCACUGACCCAUCUAGAGAUCGCCCUUGCUGAGGUCCAGCGAUGCGCCAGCCCUGGCGGUGAUUCCUCCACCAAUAGCCAUGGCAACAGUAGAUUUGUUGAUGACAGUCCAGGACCUGUCCACAGCCUCUCUGUCUUGGAGAAAGUCAGUCAUUUUGAGCGUCGAGAACGUGCUGGAAGGCAGCGUAGUUACAGCACAACCAGCGCACACAAAAAAGCCAUCCGUUUGCGGAUGUCUGAGAAAGCACGCAACACGUCCUGUGGAGCAGAUGACCUGAGAAACAUGUUGGCAAGAAGCACCAGUAUGACCAAAGCUCAAAGAACUCUGAGCUACAGAGGAGGCAGCAGCGACCACAUGAAAUGCAGGACCCCAGCAGAUCCCAUUUCAGCCCUCCAGAGGAGCCGCAGCAGCUUUCACCUGGAGGGAUCCAGGGAGCGAGACAGCAGCAAAGAGUUCCCUUGGGUACAAGACACCCAGGAGAUGCUGGGCUCCAUGCAGGAUACAUCUUUCAGCAGGUCUUACAGAGACUCUUUGAAAGAUGCCCAGUCUAAGGUUCUGCGGUCCACCUCCUUCAGACAGAGAGACUUCAGGUCAUCAGGCAGCCCUCCACCUCCUUCAGCUUUUCCUCCCAUGUCCUUUUCCAGCAAUGAUCAGCCUUCACCCAUUCCUGCCAAGCACCACUCCCUGGAGAAAAAAGGCCCAAGAACCAUGCCCAAACCACAGGGCAUCACCAUCACACCACAAUUGCCACCACAGGUCAUUUCCCCUCACACCCCAAAGGAGCGGCAUAUGGUUAGCCCAGAGAGUCGUGGCUCGAGCCCCCCAGCCCUUCCCAGUGUUCCACCAGUUGGACCUCAUAGGAUAGGUGGCCGCAGGCGUCUGACAGCAGACCAGAAGAAGCGCUCGUACUCAGAGCCAGAGAACAUGAACGAGGUUGGGGUUUUGGAUAUUGAGACUGCUGCCCUCUUCAGGCAUGGAGGAGAGACCAGUGUGGCAGACAGACGGAAGAUGUUUGAACCUCCUGCAAGUCGCAUCGGGGGUGGGGGUCCUCAGAGCACCACAUCAAGGCCCGACCUACGGCAGCUUCAGCAUGACGCGCUUGCCGAGUAUGUGGAGAGGAAGAGAAGUGGGAAGAGAGACGACAGAGAACAGAGUAAACCAAGGCCUCGCAGUGUUUAUCUACAACCUGACAACAGUAACCAUACAGACACCCUCAGCUUCUCCUCCAGUCUACUCUCCCUCCAGGACUCUGGCACAGAUCGAAGCUUCUCCUCUGAGGAGAGACGUCUCUGCUCCACUCUCCCUCCUGGAGCCGACCUGCAGAGUCACCAGUCCAACCUCUUCUACCAAGGCAGGGCGACUACACCAAGGCCUCCAUCACAUCCACCACCUAGUGCUCUUGCUGGCUCUUUUCCUGAGCCCCAGGCCCCGAUCCUCCAGACUCUCACCCAUGAAGCAGGUCUCAACGGACAGAGUCAGCCUUUGAACAAAGACCGAGGCCUGGGCCACCAGCAGCAGGUUGCCGAGCCUCAACACAAACAGCUCAGUGGGGCUCUGCAGAGCAGUGGGCCAGCUCGAAGCUCUGGGAAGUCAGCUUCUGCUGAGGAUCUCCUGAAGCGAACCGAGGAGAGGCAAACGACUUCUCAACACCACCGCUCUCUCUCUUCCCCCACUGUGGAAACACUGCACCAGGAUUUCCCUCCAGGUGAUGUCAGGAUGUUUGGUGAGGUCAUCUCUGAAACUGGGCGCUGCUCUCUGGCUGAUGACAGACCUGCAGACAUCCAGGUGUCAGCGGGACUCAUCCCUCCUCAGCCACUCCAGGACAGUCUGAACACUAUCCAAGGCUCCACCUACACUCCCGUCACCCGCAGAGAGAGACAGAGGAACAGCGAACGCCAUCGAGCCCACAGCACCGCCACAUUGGCAGCCUCUGUUGGCCUGCCCUGCCCCUUCUCCCCACCUGGGACUCAGGAAGGAAAUAGCACUGAGUGGCAAGCCAGCGAGAGGCUGAGCCUGGCCCAUCUGGAUGCCAUCGUCUUCUCAGGCAUCCAGCAAACUACCACAUGUGAUGGCGAUGGCAGUGAGGGUGUGGCCAAUAAUGGUGCCAGCCUCACUGAGACCCAGGUGACAGAUAGACAGACGAGACACAGUUUGAGUGACCCCAGCCCAUUAGAAGGCACUGAGAAGGACAGGUACAGAGGGAGAGCCUACAGCUUUGAGAUGAAAGGUGGGCAUUCCACCAACCAAGUUUCCCCAGUGACACCAGUACCCCUGCCCCAUUUCCAGCUUGCAGCACCACAAAACAACAAGAGCACCACAUCAUUUCCUCCCCCAUCUAUCCGCCACCUGUCCUCACUGCGAAUCUCUGAGUCCAGCCUCCUCAGCUCUCUUGACAACCCGAAACCACUAGAAUCUUCCACGGGCAUGUGGCAGGAGGACUGUGAUGAGGUCUUCCUCCAAGAUCCCCCUCCUCCAUCACCUCCUCCUCCAAUCAAAGAGUCAAGCAUCAUGGAGAAUUUCCCUCCUCCUGUUGAUUCUGAGCAAGAAACUGGACACAAGACAAGGUCUAGUUCGGAAUUCUUAAACAACUCCAGCAUUCCCAAGAGGAAGUCAUCCCUCCCCUCCCCUCCAUUGUCCCCUUCCUCUUCCACCUUUCCUUCUCCUGUGCCUAGCCUACUUCCUUACCUGAAGCCGCAGCCCUCCACCAUCACCACAUCUACCACAGCUGAGGACAGCCUAGGUCUUGAGUACCAGCCCCUGCCCAAGAGGGAAAAGACAUCAGAGGAGCUGCAGGUGGAGAUGCUGGCCCGGCAGCUGGUAUUGCAGGACUGCUCUCUGGCGCCCCUCCUGGACACGUGGGGCGGUAAGUCCACCGUUGAGCUUAUGGCAGAGAUCUUUCCAGACAGCAAACUGGUUGGCACAUCACAAAUGCAGUGCAAGGACAGUAGCCAGUUGAAUGACAGGAUCCAUGAUGGCAUCUGUGAUGCUGCUCCGAGUGUGGCAAUGGAUGGAGAGAUGGAGAUCAGUUUAGAUGAGGAUGAGAAAGGCCUCAUUACCAGAAAGGUGGAUCUGUGUGAGGCUCUGAGGAGGAGCGUAGCAGUUCUACAGAAGGAGAAGGAGGUGCUCUGUGAAGAGCAGAAGCAUCACCAGGCACUGGGGGCGAGCCUCGAAAUGUUGGUACAGGAACACCUCAAAACCAAUGAGAAGGAGAAGUACAGCAUGUUCAUCGGAGAUUUGGAGAAAAUUGUGAACCUGCUGCUGUCUCUGUGCAGCCGCCUGUCAAGGAUCGACAGGUCUUUGCUCGCUGUGGGGAGAGAGGAGGUGACGCAGGAGGGCAUAGCAGAGGAAAGGAAAUCCCUCCAACACAAACGUUCUGUGCUCCUUCGUCAAACUGAUGACGCCCGAGAGCUGAAGGAGAAUUUGGACCGGAGGCAACGGGUGGUCCAGGGCAUCCUGUCCAACUACCUCACUGAACCACAGCUCCAGGACUACUGCCACUUCGUUAGCAGUAAACCCUCUCUUCUGAUUCGCCGACGGCACCUGGAAGACCUCAUACGCCAGGGGGAAGAGCAGCUGACACGACUGGCAGAGACCCUGCCGGCAGACCUGGCAGAGGCGCACGGUUUGUCAAGAGCGAGUCCAUUCUCAUCACUGAGCUCCAUGCUCCACUCUUUGCCACCUCCACCACUGCCUCCAUCCUCUGUAAUUCAAGGCAACGCCGUCAGGCCAACCACUGUGACAUCAUUAUGAUGUCAUGGACAUGUCACUGCUACGGGAUGUGAAAUGAAGAGAUGAUUGGCUCCUUAUGUACUGAAUAUGAGCUUGAGUCAUGCUUGAAAAUGAAGAAGCUUAACAUGAAGGAAGAGAGGGCCUGAAGCAGGCUCCAUUCCCACUGAAACGACUAUGCAGGCUUCACACGUGAACAAGACAAGUCAUUAAUGUGCCUCACUGUCAUUCUGUUCACACAUGACUUUACGUUACACCUCUGUUCAUCUUAGCAGCACUACAAUUGCCCUGAAAUAACCCUGACUUUCUGUAAAAUCAACUCUUGAACUCAUUUCUGUGUCAUCUCCCAAAGAUAAAAUACUAUUAUAUGAUAAACCUUGUAAAGCCUUUCACAAGACCUGGUCAAGCUCCUGCACAUGCACAGUCAGAUGACUAAAAAGAAAUGAACACUGAAGUUGGAGGGACACCAUUUUUAUUUCACUGCAACAAAAACCUCUGUGCACAGGUCUUGAAGGGGAAAUGCUUUGAAAAAACUGUUAUGAUCACUGUCACACACUGUAACACUACUACUGCCACUACUGCCUGUACAGUAUGUCUGAAGCUUGUGGCACUUUUAGCCAUUUGACUACUGUUUGCAACAAAUUUUACACUGAAUGAUAAAAGAAGUUUCACUUCUGCGUCUGUCAGUCAUUUAAAUCUGUCAGUCUCUUUUUAAUAAUCUAUGAAAUAAUAAGAUUAAAUGCUAAGAAUAACGACCAAUUUACCAAACAAAGACGUUUAAUUUACAAUGACAAGAAACACAGAAGAGAAUCCAAUAUUCAAAUAUGAGAACCUGGAAUUAACAAAAUGAAUUAAAAAAAUAACAUGAACAAGUCAUCAAACACUGUAGAUAAAUGGCCUGCUAAUCAUAUAAGUGAAUAAACUGAGUAGUCAUUUCAUGGUGGUUAGAUGCUUUGCACAGUUUUGAGUGCAUGAGUAAAUUGACAUAGGUUCGUUUCUAUUCAACCCCAACAUUCUGGAUCCUACAUUUCCCAUAAUACAACUUGAUUGUGUCUUUUAUUUGAUAUACACUGCCUAAUUAGCACCCAUAUCUUUGACCCGCUGUUGGUAGCAUGAGCAUUCUAGUACAAAAUUUAUAUCUCACCACAGAAAACUUUACACUGUAUUUGUUUUCACAUCAUUCAAUCAUAAAAGUUGCACAUUUGUGAUCAGAUGAAGUAAAGUAGGAAAAGAAAAAGAUGUAAUUCUCAACAGUCAAGAAAAUACCAAUGCUAAAAUUAAUCAAAUUAAAAAUACAUAUAAAAUGCUGCACCACCUCACCUUUUAUUAAGCCAUGAAAUAGAAUCUCCCAUUAUCACAACAUAAUUUUGUGACAGGACACCGUUGUCUUCUCUGGACUCCCAGAAUUUUCGACAGCACACACACUAUCCCACUUUGGAUCAAUCCUAUCAUCUGCCAGUGAAGGAUUGGUUUUAUACAGGGCACACAUGUUUUAUAAUAUAUCUAACUUAACAGAUCUGUCAUGUACGGGAGUGCCAUUUUGCUUCCCUUCAGUUCUGGUUAUCUGGGGACUCCAAAUUGCAUAUGACAAGAAUAACAGUUCUGCAGGGUCAAAAUUAAUUUCAUUAAUAAAGAGCUGCAGCAGUGUGUGGAAUGUAAAAUACAGAGGUUUUUGAACAGCUGAAGUACUGAUCCGUAGAGGUUUAUACAUGUUUUCACUCUAUGAGAGCACCUUUUAAAUAUUCUGUUUGUCAUAUCCUCCAAACAGCACACAGUCUGCCUUAUGUCCUCAAUUAUAACCCACAUUUUACUGUUGAUUAUUGGUUUGUUUUAUUCCUGUUUCUUUCAGAGACACAACAGAAUAUCUCAGACAUUUCUUGGUUUAUCGUUUCAUUGAAUUCAGUGUUUGCUUUUAAAGAAGGACAAUUGCAAAACAGCUCCUAGUUUUUGCAAAAUAAAUGUAUUUUGUAAACACUUUCACACUUUGUGUUCAUGUGAAGUUGUCAUGUGUGCGCACACACUAAUAAAUAAGUAAA